Messenger RNA from Setaria italica (foxtail millet), 1600 nucleotides. Its product is annotated as remorin 4.1. The transcript is spliced from 2 exons. The coding region runs from base 218 to 1186 and encodes 322 amino acids. NCBI's taxonomy places the organism in Eukaryota, Viridiplantae, Streptophyta, Magnoliopsida, Poales, Poaceae. The record is from RefSeq and is a predicted model, not a curated record.
GCCUUGCCUUCCGGUUGUGGGCGCCCCGCACUGCCACGGCCUCUGCCACCGCCUCCGCGGCUAUUUAAGAAGGCGCCCCCCGCCACCAUCCUACUCACCGCUCACCACCACCGCACCACCACGAGCUGAUCACCUGAGCUGAGCUGACCUGAGCCGCAGAUGGUUCCGCGGCCGCUGGAGGCUUAGCGUUGGCGAGGACAGGACGCGGAGGUGCCACAUGUUGAGUGCGCAGACGGCGGCUAGCAGCAGCAGCAGCGGAGGCGUCGAGCAGGAGAGGAGCGUCGUCGUCGAGCAGGAGAGGAGCGUCGUCGUCGAGGAGAGGCGGCGGACGGAGCCGGUGGGGGAGGAGGACGAGGAGGAGGAGGAGGAGGAGCCGGAGUUCAGGGACAUCCACGCGCUGAGCCCGCCGCCGAGCCAGCCGUCGUCGUACCGCAGGGGGCGCGGGGAGUCGUGGGGGUCCGCCGCGGGCGGGAGCAGGCACACGUCGAUCCGCUCCGUCGGGAGCGAGACCGCCCCCAGUGAGCCCUUCCCGACUAUGAGCAGGGAGUUCUCGGCCAUGGUCGCCGCAGCAGCCACCGCUAACGCCGCCAACGCCGCCGCCGCCAACGGGGCCGGGAGCGACACCGAGAGGGACGUCGACGUGAUGGGGAGGAUCGGGGAGGGCGACGAGCUGGAGGAGACGAACCCGCUGGCCAUCGUACCGGACAGCAACCCCAUCCCGUCGCCGCGCCGCCGGGGCCCGCCGACCCCGGGCGCGGACGGGGCGCUGGCUGCCAGCGGCGCCCAAGGCCACGGCCACGCCGGCGGCGGCGGCGAGGGCGGGGUGUCGGUCGGGCAGGUGAAGAAGGAGGAGGUGGAGUCCAAGAUCGCCGCGUGGCAGAUCGCCGAGGUGGCCAAGCUCAACAACCGCUUCAAGCGCGAGGAGGUCGUCAUCAACGGCUGGGAGGGCGACCAGGUCGAGAAGGCCAGCGCCUGGCUCAAGAAGUACGAGAGGAAGCUGGAGGAGAAGCGUGCCAAGGCGAUGGAGAAGGCGCAGAACGAGGUGGCCAAGGCGCGGCGGAAGGCGGAGGAGAAGCGCGCGUCGGCGGAGGCCAAGCGGGGCACCAAGGUGGCGCGCGUGCUGGAGCUCGCCAACUUCAUGAGGGCCGUGGGGAGGGCGCCCUCCACCAAGCGCUCCUUCUUCUGAAUCCCUUUCCCCACCCGGUAUCGUCUUCAGCAACUCCUCUGCCCUGACUGCCUGCCUGCUCGUCGUCGCCGGUGCACCUGUUUUGUUGGGUUGGAUCGUUCACCGCUUCACUCCACGGGAUCAGACAGAGUGAUCAGUGCCGUGCUAGCUGUGUGGAACGCUUGUUUUAGUGUUGUAUCCACAUGUAUGAUGAUUUGUAAUCUUAUUUCUCUUUUCUGUGUUUGAUAUGGUAUUGCAAAGUCGAUGGCCAGGACAGACAGGGAACAGUACACAUGUCAUAAGAAGGAUGUGCUCUGCCUGAGUCCUGAGGGCAAGAGCUGCCUGUAUUUUUCUUGGAUUUUUUUUUUCAUGAAGGAUCGUGUAUGUCAAUAUGAACAAGAUAUCAGGUGAAUUACCCCUGUGUAAAUUUUCUUA